Messenger RNA from Ruditapes philippinarum (Manila clam), 901 nucleotides. Its product is annotated as plasminogen-like. Bases 1 to 582 code for a protein of 193 amino acids. The record is from RefSeq and is a predicted model, not a curated record. The transcript has 4 exons. Gene Ontology annotation, molecular function: signaling receptor binding; endopeptidase activity. Lineage: Eukaryota; Metazoa; Mollusca; Bivalvia; Venerida; Veneridae.
AUGACUCUCAGAAUGAAACAGAUUUAUACCAUGAUUGCUGCCUAUGUUAUAACUAGUAUAAAUGGAGAAGAAUGCAUUGACGCCCCAUCAUACAGUGGUACUCUGAACGUGACACUGGGCGGAUAUACAUGUCAGCGCUGGGACAGUCAACAGCCUCACGAACAUGCACGAAACAUUCCCGGUGACUUCCCGAAUGACGCUUCCGUAAAAGAUGCUCAUAACUAUUGUAGAGACGCUGAUGGAACUUAUGAACUUUGGUGUUAUACAACAGACCCGAAAAAAAGAUGGGACAGUUGUUUUAAUGAAAGCGAUAUCUGCAGCUUAAGCACGGGUUCUCCCGGACAAAAUGAAGCAUCAACAGCAUGCUGUCAAUCUACUCUUAGUCUUUUGAAGUCAACGUUGAAAGACCAUACAUCCAAUUCAGGCAAACGUGAAGGGUCUACAUUAGCUGCCAAUACCUCUGCAGAAAUUGCAACACCGUCUUCAAGUGGCAAAGGUUGGAUUUGUAGCUUCUACUUGUUUCCAUUUGCACUGUUAAUGGCGUUAUUGUCUUGCAGCUACAUGUACCAAAAUAAUCUAUGAGUAUCUUUAGUCAACGCAAAAUUUUGAACAAAAGACUCUUUUAAACUAAAUAACGAUUAUGUCUUUUUCUGUCAAAUAAGGUCAUGUUCUCACGUGCAUUGAUGUUUUCAUUAUCAGAUUUUAUUAGGUAUAUUUUCUGUAGCGUCUUACAGUAUUGUGGGCCAAACAAAAUCAUUAAAUUAUUAAAACAUAUCUUACCAUACGAAUGGUUUUGAUUUGUGUUUAAUCUUACCCAACUCCGUGUACUCUUAUUAUACAAGAUAUUGCGCCUUUGUUCAUUUUGCCAUAUCAUGGAUAUUAAAACUAUAAAUUUAUAACA